AUGCGGAGUAAUGCUUACAGACGUGAGGCUACAAUAAUCGUUGAACAAAAUCAGAAUGUUGCCUUGAAUACUACAAUGUGCAUAGUUCAGAAUUUCGGUCCGAUGGGGUUUCUUAUUCACGAAGAAAACGGAAAUCAAAAGCAUAAAGUUUUUAUUGGUGAGCGCCAUACCUGCACCUGCAAAUUAUAUUCGAAGGAACGUGAUUUGUGUAAACAUAUAUGCUGGAUUCUUCUUAAGAAAUUUAAACUAAAUAAACACGAUCCAAUUUCAUGGCAGAACGGAUUGAGCGAUAGGGAGCUGUCGAAAUUGUUAGAAAAGAGCUUGGAAAGUAAUGUAGUAGCGACUAUACCGGAGAAGAAACUUGAACUCGAGGACAUUUCCGAAGUAGGAAUUACAUCAAUGACCAGAGUAUGUCAGAGGCCUAUUGAACAGGCGGAUAUAUGUCCUAUUUGUCAGGAUGAAUUUCUUUCUUCACAUCGAUCACCCGUUACGUAUUGUCGAAACGGUUGUGGCAAUAAUGUUCACAUCAAGUGCAUGAAAAUUUGGAAGGAUCAUCGAACAAAAGAACAAAACAUAGUUAAGCUUGAUUGUAUAUCCUGUCCAAUAUGCAGAGGAAAUUUUGCAAAGUUAGGAGAUCUAAACCAUGAAAUACUUCUCUGCGAAAAUCGUUUUAAUAAAACAGCCAAGGCACUAAGCGAUGAAGAAUUGAUUGUUGGACUGAUAACUCGAAGAAAUAAUAUGGAAGUUCAUAAGGACAUCUGUUACCUUUGCGCCUGUUCGCCAAUAACUGGGCAAAUAUAUUGCUCAAACGACGCGGGGAAUUUUUCGAAAGGCAAUAAAGUAGAUAAGGUUUUAUGUGGCAACUGCUUCAAUAAAUGUAUCCGUUUGCAUACCGAAGAAAAGCCAGAAACUGCUGUCGAAGCCCUCAUCAGACCACUCAGUAGGAGAGAACUGAGCAAAAUCCCAAAAUGGCUAAUUAAAGCUGAUAUACGAAGCUCGAUUCAAUCUGGUCGUUGUGAAGGUGGCCAUGCCUCAGGCCUUUUGGCCCCUGGUCAACAAUGUCGUAUCUGUUUGAUGCAUUUUCAAGAAGGCGAAGAGGUGAGAAGCCUCCUGAACUGCAAUCACAUCUUCCAUUCAAAUUGUGUGGAUCCUUGGCUUCUUCAUCUGUGA
Molecule: messenger RNA, 1170 nt
Organism: Rodentolepis nana
Lineage: Eukaryota; Metazoa; Platyhelminthes; Cestoda; Cyclophyllidea; Hymenolepididae
Source: the annotation of a GenBank genome assembly